Molecule: messenger RNA, 3057 nt
Organism: Entrophospora candida
Lineage: Eukaryota; Fungi; Glomeromycota; Glomeromycetes; Entrophosporales; Entrophosporaceae
Source: the annotation of a GenBank genome assembly
AUGGAAGUAGAAACUAGACAAACUUCUGAAUGGUCUAAGCUUGAAGAAAGUACUCCAAUCUCUAAGGGUAGUAGAUGGGACGAAACACCUAGAGACUCGGAAGAUUCAGUAACAGAGACACCACGCAAACGAAGUAGAUGGGAUGUUACUCCUCAAGUUUCAACAAAGAAAUCUCGUUGGGAUGAAACACCUACUCAUCCAGGAGCUCAAAUUGGAGCUACACCUGUUGGGAAUUUGGGUUUAGUAACUCCUACUCCUGGUCACCUCGUGCCUAUGACGCCUGAAGUACAACGAUGGGAAAAAGAUCUAGAUGCACGUAAUAAACCUUUAUCAGAUGAGGAACUUAACGCAAUGUUUCCUUCAACUGGUUACAAAAUUCUGGAACCACCAUCAGGAUAUGUACCCAUUAGAACUCCUGCUCGUAAAUUAAUGGCAACACCCACACCAAUGGCGGGCGAAGGUUUUAUAAUGUUAGAAGAAGAUCCCAACCAAACUUAUGAUUUACCUCCAGAAAUACCAGGUGUUGGUAACUUGCCAUUUUUUAAACAAGAAGAUAUGCAACACUUUGGUAAAUUAUUAGAAGAUAAAGAUGAAAGUGAAUUAUCUGUCGAAGAGUUGAAAGAGCGCAAGAUCAUGAGAUUACUUCUUAAAAUAAAAAAUGGAACACCUCCAAUGAGGAAAACUGCACUUCGGCAAAUCACAGAUAAAGCUAGGGACUUUGGAGCUGGUCCACUUUUUAAUCAAAUUCUUCCUCUAUUGAUGUCUCAAAAUUUAGAAGAUCAAGAACGUCAUUUACUAGUUAAAGUAAUUGAUCGUAUUCUUUAUAAGCUCGAUGCUUUGGUACGUCCAUAUGUCCAUAAAAUCCUUGUGGUCAUUGAACCACUUUUGAUUGAUGAAGAUUAUUUUGCAAGAUGUGAGGGCCGUGAAAUUAUAAGUAAUUUAAGUAAAGCUGCAGGAUUGCCAACUAUGAUUGCUACAAUGAGACCAGAUAUUGAUCACGUUGAUGAAUACGUUAGAAACACUACAGCAAGAGCCUUUUCAGUUGUAGCAUCUGCACAUGGAAUUCCUGCGUUAUUACCAUUUUUGAAAGCAGUAUGCAAAAGUAAAAAAUCAUGGCAAGCCAGACAUACGGGAAUAAAGAUCGUUCAACAGAUAGCCAUUUUGAUGGGAUGUGCAGUCCUACCACAUUUAAAAAAUUUGGUCGAAGCCAUUGCACAUGGAUUAGAAGAUGAACAACAAAAGGUUCGUACUAUCACAGCAUUGGCCAUUGCAGCGUUGGCAGAAGCAGCAGCUCCAUAUGGUAUAGAAUCAUUCGAUUCAGUACUUAAACCACUUUGGACUGGUAUACGUAAACAUCGUGGCAAAGGACUUGCUGCGUUUUUGAAGGCUAUAGGAUAUAUUAUUCCACUUAUGGACGCAGAAUAUGCUAAUUAUUACACAAAAGAAGUUAUGAUUAUAUUGAUUCGAGAGUUUCAAUCACCAGAUGAGGAGAUGAAAAAAAUAGUUCUCAAGGUGGUGAAACAAUGUGCAGCAACAGAUGGAGUAUUGCCACAAUAUAUAAAAGACGAGAUACUUCCAGAAUUUUUCAAGAACUUUUGGGUUCGUAGAAUGGCACUCGAUCGUAGAAAUUAUAGACAGGUGGUGGAGACUACAGUUGAACUUGCACAAAAAGUUGGAGUCACAGAGAUAGUGGGACGUAUUGUUGAAGAUUUGAAAGAUGAAUCGGAACCAUAUAGAAAAAUGGUAAUGGAAACGGUCGAGAAAGUGGUUAGUCAAUUGGGAGCAGCAGAUAUUGAUACAAGAUUGGAGGAAGUCUUAAUCGAUGGUAUAUUGUAUGCAUUUCAAGAACAAACUGUUGAAGAUAUUGUUAUGUUGAAUGGUUUUGGUACAGUGGUUAAUGCACUUGGACUUCGAGUCAAACCAUAUUUACAACAGAUCACGUCAACGAUUUUAUGGCGUCUUAAUAAUAAAUCAGCUAAAGUUCGACAACAAGCAGCAGAUUUAAUAUCACGAAUUGCAGUAGUCAUGAAAACAUGUGGAGAAGAAAAGUUAAUGGGACAUCUUGGAGUGGUACUUUAUGAAUAUUUGGGAGAGGAAUAUCCAGAAGUACUUGGCUCGAUUUUAGGAGGCUUAAAAUCAAUUGUUAACGUUAUUGGUAUGUCAAGUAUGACGCCGCCAAUUAAAGAUCUUCUUCCGCGUCUAACACCUAUUCUCAAGAAUAGACACGAAAAGGUCCAAGAAGCUUGCAUAGAUCUUGUUGGACGUAUUGCAGAUAGAGGAGCAGAGUUUGUCAGUGCAAGGGAAUGGAUGCGAAUUUGCUUUGAAUUAUUAGAUAUGCUUAAAGCACAUAAAAAAGGAAUUAGAAGAGCCACUGUAAAUACUUUUGGCUACAUAGCUAAAGCAAUCGGACCACAAGAUGUUUUAGCAACAUUACUUAAUAACCUCAAAGUACAAGAACGUCAAAACCGAGUAUGUACUACAGUAGCUAUAGCAAUUGUUGCAGAAACUUGUGCACCAUUCACAGUGCUUCCUGCUUUAAUGAAUGAGUAUCGUGUACCAGAAUUAAAUGUACAAAAUGGUGUCUUGAAGUCACUUUCAUUUUUAUUUGAAUAUAUUGGUGAAAUGGGGAAAGAUUAUAUUUAUGCAGUAACACCAUUAUUGGAAGAUGCAUUGAUGGACCGUGAUUUGGUUCAUAGACAAACAGCAUGUACAACUGUAAAACAUAUGUCAUUAGGUGUUUUCGGAUUAGGAUGCGAGGAUGCACUUCUUCAUCUUCUUAAUUAUGUUUGGCCAAAUAUAUUUGAAACAUCACCUCAUGUUAUUAAUGCAGUUAUGGAGGCCAUUGAAGGUUUAAGAGUUGCACUUGGACCUGUUACAGUUCUUCAAUACGUUUUACAGGGAUUGUUUCAUCCUGCACGUAAAGUUCGUGAAAUCUACUGGAAAAUAUAUAAUAAUUUAUAUAUUGGAGCACAAGAUGCAUUAAUUCCAUAUUAUCCUCGUAUAGAAGAUGACGAAAGAAAUAACUACGAAAGAUAUGAGUUGUCAAUGUGGAUUUAA